CACACUGAUCAUCCACAUCGUUACUGUACUAUCUGCCAAAACUGAUGGCCACUGAAAUCGUGUUUUCUGUGCUCUUUGAGAAGCUGACAUCUGCAACUUUGGAAAGACUUGCUCGUCAGAAUGGAAUUGAUUCUGAGAUCAAGAAAUGGAAGGUGUCGUUGCUUCAGAUACGAGAAGUGCUUAAUGAUGCUUCUCAAAAGGAGAUAAGUGAUCAAUCUGUGAAGCGAUGGCUUGUUGGUCUCCAACAUCUAGCUUAUGACAUAGACGACGUACUCGACGCUGUGGAAACUGAAGCCAUCCAUCGUGAGUUGACAGAUCAGCCUGAAACUUUUACAACAAAGGUAAGAAAACUUGUCUCAGCUAGUUUCAGUAGGUUUCCUCUAAUUAGGACUAACGUAAUGAAAGAGAAGUUAGAUGAUAUCUCCACCAAAUUGCAAGAUCUAGUAGAGGAAAAAAAUGCGCUUGGUUUGAUUGUGAAGCAUGAAACAAGGUCAAACAAUAUAAACAGGAGGUUACAAACCUCUAUGGUUCAUGAACCUUGUAUUGUUGGACGACAAGUUGAGAAAGAGGCUUUACUCCAAAGGCUAUUGGCAAUGAGGGAUGAACCAAGUAACCAAAACUUUACCAUUGUGCCUAUAGUCGGUAUGGGUGGGGUUGGUAAAACAACACUAGCUAGAGUUUUGUAUAAUGAAAAGCAGGUCGAAAAACACUUUGAGCUUAAGGCGUGGGCUUGUGUUUCCGAUAACUUUGAUAGCUUCACUAUAAGCAAAGUUAUCUAUCAAUCUGUAACGGGUGAAAACAAGGAAUUUGCAGAUUUGAAUUUGCUUCAAGUAGCUCUUAGAGAUCGCCUCAGGGAUAAGAUGUUUCUGUUAGUUUUAGAUGAUGUAUGGAGUGAAAGUUGUGAAGAUUGGGAAACCCUGGUGGGUCCGAUUCACGCAUGUGCUCGCGGAAGUAAAAUCAUCAUGACAACACGAAAGGAGCAAUUGCUUAGAAAGUUGGGUUACGAAGAUUUAAACCAACUGCCGAGUCUCUCCCCCGAUGAUGCCUUGUCAUUAUUUGCACAACAUGCAUUAGGUGUAAAUGACUUUGAUUCACAUCCAAUGCUUAGACCACAUGGUGAAGGCAUUGUAAAAAAAUGUAAUGGCCUGCCUUUGGCUUUAAAAGCACUUGGUAGGUUAUUGAGGACUAAACAUGAUGAAGAAGAUUACUGGAAGGAAGUUCUAAAUAGCGAAAUAUGGAGGUUAGAAGAUGGAGGUGGAAUUGUUCCGGCUCUUAGAUUAAGCUACCAUGAUCUUUCGGCAUGUUUAAAGCGGUUGUUUGCAUAUUGUUCCUCAUUCCCAAAAGACCAUAUGUUUGACCGGGAGAAUUUGGUUUUGCUGUGGAUGGCAGAAGGGCUUUUGCACCAAUCACCUUCUACCAUUUCGAUAGAAGAACACUUGGGUCACAAAUAUUUUGAUGAAUUGUUGUCAAGGUCGUUUUUCCAACAUGCACCCAAUGCAUCAUUGUUUGUAAUGCAUGAUCUGAUGAAUGAUUUGGCCACAUUUGUUGCUGGAGAGUUCUUUUUAAGGUUAGAAAAUGUUAAAGAGAAGGAUAUUGGGACAGAACAGUUGGCAAAGUGCCGUCAUCUAUCAUUUGUUCGUGAACGAUUUGUAACUUACAAGAAGCUCGAGGCAUUCAGUGGAGCCAAAAGUCUGAGAACAUUCAUGGCAACAUCCGUUGGGUUAGAUAGUUGGCGACGUUGCCACUUAUCGAGUAAGAUUCUCGUUGACUUACUUCCUCGGUUACCAUUGUUAAGGGCCAUAUGCUUGAUGAAUUUUGAGAUAAGUGAAGUGCCCGAGUCGAUAGGUAAUCUAAGGCAUCUGCGGUAUCUUAAUCUAACCCGAUCUAAAAUCACACAUCUACCAGAAAGCAUUUGUGAUCUCUACAAUUUACAAGUAUUGAUUGUUUUUCAGUGUUCACAACUGACUAAGUUGCCCAACAGCUUCUCAAAACUAAAACAUCUGCGACAUUUUGACGUUCGGAAUACUCCAUGUUUGAAAAAGUUACCGUUAGGGAUUGGUGACUUGAAAAACUUACAAACUCUUUCCAAGAUCAUUAUUGAAGGUGAAAAUGGAUUUCAGAUAACCGAGCUUAAAGAUUUGAAGAAUCUAUGUGGGAAGAUUUUUAUUAAGGGGUUGGAUAAAGUGCAAAGUUCGAUUCAUGCACGGGAGGCGAACUUUUCGGUAAAGAAAAUUAGUGAGUUAAAAGUGGAAUGGAGUGAUGUGUUUGAUGUUUCCCGAAAGGAAAUUGUUGAGAAGGAGGUCUUAAAUGAGCUAAAGCCUCGUAAUGAAAGCUUAAAAAAACUCAAAGUGGUGUCUUAUGGGGGAAUAGAGCUUCCCAAUUGGGUUGGGGAUCGGUCCUUUCUUCAGUUGAAACAUGUUUCGCUACAUGACUGUAAAAGAUGUUUAUAUCUACCAUCACUUGGGCAGUUACCGUCACUUAAAAAGUUGUCUCUCAAAGGCUUUCAUGACGUGAAAGAAGUGGGUCUGGAGUUACUUGGGACUGCUCGUACAUUUCCUUCACUUGAAAUUCUAGAAUUUUUUGAUAUGCCGGGGUGGGAGGUGUGGUCAGCCAAUCUUGGGGUUGUGUUUCCAUGCCUUCAAGAGCUUCUUAUCAUAUCUUGUCCUAAGUUGGCUGAAGUCUCACUUCAAGCGCUACCUUCAUUGAGGGUAUUAAAAGUAAGUGAAUGCGGUGAUGGCGUGCUGAAAAGUUUGGUUCAAAUAGCUUCAUCAGUUACUGAGUUGGAAAUAUGGAGUAUUUCAGGGCUUACAGAUGAUGUGUGGAGAGGUGUUACAGAAUAUAUUGGUGCAGUUGAAGACUUAGAGAUUAAUUGGUGCGAGGAGAUAAAAUACUUGUGGGAUUCAGAAGCAGAGGCAAGUAAGGUUCUUGUGAAAUUAAGAAAUUUAAGAGUAAAAAAUUGUAAUAAUUUGGUGAGUUUAGGAAAGAUAGAAGAGGAGGGUGAUUGUGAGAGUAACCUCCGCUUAACAUCUCUUAGGAAGUUGGUGAUAUGGAGUUGUAAGAAUAUGGAGCGUUGUAGCGUUCCAAAUGGCAUUGAUUCAUUUUGGAUUCAGGGAUGCGAGAAAUUAAUGAAAAAGGAGUUGGGGGGAUAUGAAGGAGAUGGAGUAAAGAGUAUGAUGCUUUUAAACAACAAUUUUAUGCCAAAUCUUGAAGAUGCACGGUUUCGUAAUUUGCGAUAUCUGAAAUCCAUCGUUGAAUUGAAUUGCUUCCUUCACCUCACCACAUUGAUAAUCUAUGAUUGUUCAAGUCUAGAGUCCUUUCCUGACCACCAGUUGUUGGAUAUGGCUUCCUUAAAAGAUAUGGUGAUUAUAAAUUGUCCAAGAUUGGAUGCAUUAUUUCCUCGUGGGCUUUGGCCUCCAAAAUUGUCUACCCUUCAAAUUGGGGGGCUGAAGAAGCCUAUCUCAAAAUGGAGCCAACAAAAUUUCCCUCCAUCAUUGGUAGGCUUAAGCUUAGAAGGGGGGUCGUCGUCAAAUGAUAAUAAUGAUGUGAUUGAUUUUAGUCGAUUGUCCCAUCUUCUUCCUUCAUCUCUUAAUUGGCUGUCGAUAAAUGAUUUUGAGAAAUUGAAAUCAGUUUCAAGGGGACUUGAACACCUUAUCUCCCUCCAAAAUCUCUACUUUUAUAAAUGCCCAAAGCUGAAACAUUUGCCAGAAAUGUUGUUUCCUUCGCUUUUAGAUCUGUCCAUCACUAAUUGCCCAGAAGUGGAAGAAAGAUGCGGCAGAAAUGGCUCCUACUGGCCCCUCAUUUCCCAUAUCCCUUGCAUCCGAAUGAAGAUUGAGUAGGGGGGAUUUCACAAUUUCAAGUGGUGCUCUGCAAAAGUUGAUAUCACAUAGCAAAACCUCAGGGAGCAGUGACAAUCAACGGGGAAAGAUUGAGGUGAUAUGGAAAGGAGAAAUCAGAAUUAUCACUCCAAGCUAGGAGACCAAACUCCUAGGAAAUUAAAAGCUCGUAGUGUUAGAGACAGAGUGACGAUUUUUGUUACAUCCUUAAAUUUAUUACAUAGCAAAACCUCAGUGUUCAGUGAAGAUCAACGGGGUAAAGAUAGGGGUGUUGCAAAAAGACUGGUUCGUAAUCCAGAAGGAUUCCAUCCUACUGAGCAAUCAGAAUUAUCACUUCAAGGAGAACGGAAAUUAAAUCUCCCCCAGGAAAUUAAAAGAUCAGUCUUAGAGGUUGUUACUUCCUUAAAUUUGUUAAACUCUCCAUUUAUUAAAAGAUCAUAGUCUUUCAUCUCAACCAUAUGAUCUGGUGUCUUUUCAGUGUUCUACUUACGGAUGGUAAUUCACUAAUUUGACUAAUUUCAGUGAUUGCAUUUUCUUGAACUUGUUUAUCUUUUCCAAUUCUAUCUAUUUUAUGCGACUUUGAUUCUCA
Messenger RNA from Erigeron canadensis, 4422 nucleotides. Its product is annotated as putative disease resistance protein At3g14460. The transcript has 2 exons. The coding region runs from base 45 to 3836 and encodes 1263 amino acids. Gene Ontology annotation, molecular function: ADP binding. Gene Ontology annotation, biological process: defense response to other organism. NCBI's taxonomy places the organism in Eukaryota, Viridiplantae, Streptophyta, Magnoliopsida, Asterales, Asteraceae. The record is from RefSeq and is a predicted model, not a curated record.